AUGGCGGCUGAGAGAGCACCGGUGCUGGUGAGGCACGCCGGCGGCGGCGUGGAGGCGCUGCGGCAGCUCCCGCCGGGGUUCCGGUUCCGCCCCACGGACGAGGAGCUCGUGGUGCAGUACCUCCGGCGCAAGGCCUUCGGCGUGCCGCUCCCCGCCGCCGUCAUCCCCGUCGUCCGCGACCUCUACAACCUCGACCCCUGGGACGUCGUCGUCCCUGGCCCUGAUGCGAGCAGUGAGGGGGAGAAAUACUUCUUCGCGGUGCGGCCGGCGGGCGCCGGCAAGAGCGGCGGUGCAAGGGCGACCGCGAGCGGGCGGUGGAAGCCGUCGGGUAAGGAGAAGCCCGUGGUCCUGCCCCGCCCCUGCGGCGGAGGGAGCCUCCUGGUGGGCGUGAAGAGGGCGAUGACGUUCGUGCCCCGCCGGAAGAAAAAGAAGGCGUCGUCGUCGUUGGCGUCAGCGGCCCUGGCGACCGGCUGGGUCAUGCACGAGUACCGCCUCGCCGCGCCGCUGCACAAGAACGGCUGCAGCCUGGCUCAGGCUCAAGGAGAGUGGGUCGUCUGCCGCGUCUUCCAGAAGGGCAGCAGCAGGCCGAGCAGGAGGCGAGCGGUGCCGGCCGCCCACCCCGCCGCCGCGGCGUCGCCGUUGCCGUCGUCCGCUAGCAGCUGCGUCACGGAUGGGUCGAACUCGGACCUGGAAGAGGUCAGCAGCUAA
Molecule: messenger RNA, 708 nt
Organism: Miscanthus lutarioriparius
Lineage: Eukaryota; Viridiplantae; Streptophyta; Magnoliopsida; Poales; Poaceae
Source: the annotation of a GenBank genome assembly